AUGGCGGCGUUGCGGCGGUGCCUCGCGUUGCUCCUGGCGCUGUGCGCAUGCGCGGCGGCGGCGGCGGCCGACGCCUCGAAGGGGAGGUGGGAGACGGUGAUCCGGAUGCCGGGCGAGGAGGAGCCCGCCACCGACGAGGCGGAGGACGGCGCCGUCGGGACGAGGUGGGCGGUGCUCGUCGCCGGCUCCUCCGGCUACGGGAACUACAGGCACCAGGCAGAUAUAUGUCAUGCAUACCAGAUAUUGCGUAAGGGUGGGCUAAAAGAGGAAAACAUUGUGGUGUUCAUGUAUGAUGACGUUGCCAACAGUCCACUCAACCCAAGGCCAGGGGUUAUCAUCAACCAUCCAGAGGGCGAGAAUGUUUAUGCUGGUGUUCCAAAGGAUUACACCGGAGACGAAGUGACCACUCAAAACCUAUAUGCAGUUCUCCUGGGCAAUAAAACUGCAGUCUCCGGAGGGAGUAAGAAGGUCAUAGAUAGCAAACCAAAUGACCAUAUAUUUAUCUACUACUCAGAUCAUGGGGGACCUGGAGUUCUUGGUAUGCCCAACCUGCCAUAUCUUUAUGCUGAUGACUUCAUUAAGGUCUUGCAAGAGAAACAUGCUUCUAAUACUUAUGCAAAAAUGGUUAUAUAUGUGGAAGCUUGCGAAAGUGGUAGUAUCUUUGAGGGUUUGUUGCCUGCAGACCUCAAUAUCUAUGUCACAACGGCAUCUAAUGCAGAAGAAAGUAGCUUUGGUACAUAUUGCCCAGGAAUGGAACCAUCACCUCCUUCUGAGUAUAUUACCUGCUUAGGUGACCUCUACAGUGUUGCAUGGAUGGAAGAUAGUGAGAAUCACAACCUGAAGGAGGAGACAAUCAAGAAGCAGUAUGAAGAGGUAAAGAAGCGUACCUCAGUCUUGAACAGCUAUGGCGCCGGUUCUCAUGUUAUGGAGUAUGGGGACAAGACCUUCAAGGAUGAGAAGCUUUACCUGUAUCAAGGUUUCAAUCCUGCAAACGCCAACAUGACAAACAAGCUAUUCUGGCAAACCCCAAAGGCUGCAAUCAACCAAAGAGAUGCAGAUCUUCUUUUUAUGUGGAGAAGGUAUGAGAUGUUACAUGAGAAGUCUAAAGAGAGGGUGAAUGUUCUGAGGGAGAUCAGCGAGACAGUAAGACAUAGGAAGCAUCUUGACAGCAGCAUGGAUUUUAUUGGAAAGCUUCUCUUUGGAUAUGAGAAUGGACCUUCAGUGCUUCAAGCUGUCAGGCCUUCUGGCAAGCCACUCGUGGAUGACUGGGAUUGUCUCAAGAGAAUGGUACGGAUCUUCGAGUCCCAUUGCGGUUCGCUCAGUCAGUACGGCAUGAAACACAUGCGAGCAUUUGCAAACAUUUGCAACAGUGGUAUUUCUGGCACCACAAUGAAGGAAGCAAGCAUCAGCACUUGCGGUGGUCAGAACUCCGCGAGAUGGAGCCCGUUGAUCCAAGGGUAUAGCGCCUGA
Messenger RNA from Lolium rigidum, 1470 nucleotides. Its product is annotated as vacuolar-processing enzyme beta-isozyme 1-like. Gene Ontology annotation, biological process: vacuolar protein processing. Gene Ontology annotation, molecular function: cysteine-type endopeptidase activity. Bases 1 to 1470 code for a protein of 489 amino acids. The record is from RefSeq and is a predicted model, not a curated record. The transcript is spliced from 9 exons. NCBI's taxonomy places the organism in Eukaryota, Viridiplantae, Streptophyta, Magnoliopsida, Poales, Poaceae.